Apiotrichum porosum is the source of this 1692-nucleotide messenger RNA. RefSeq lists its product as uncharacterized. The transcript has 3 exons. Gene Ontology annotation, molecular function: carbohydrate:proton symporter activity. Gene Ontology annotation, cellular component: membrane. Bases 1 to 1692 code for a protein of 563 amino acids. The record is from RefSeq and is a predicted model, not a curated record. NCBI's taxonomy places the organism in Eukaryota, Fungi, Basidiomycota, Tremellomycetes, Trichosporonales, Trichosporonaceae. Gene Ontology annotation, biological process: carbohydrate transport; transmembrane transport.
AUGUCCCUCGACGACAAGGCUGUUGACAUUCAACAGGAAGAUGUCAAGGAAAUUCCCCAGGCUGCGGCCGGCGAAGUCCAGCACAUGAGCGCCAUUGAGGCGGCUCGUCUGGAGGGCAAGCGUAUGGAAGUCCGCAAUGCGCGUUUCUAUGCCGCUGUCUCCGAGUCCAACCUCAAGGCCAGUUCGAAGCGUUCGCUGUGGAUGUUCUACUGCAUGUUUGUCGCCUUUACCUGCGAUUGUGCCAACGGCUACGACGGCUCCGUCAUGUCUUCGGUCCUCGCAAUGAGCCACUUCCAAUCGUACUUCAACGCCAAAGCGAACCUCAACACCAGUCUCAUCUUCUCCAUCUACACUGCUGGCUCCAUGAUCUCUGCUCCAAUUGCUGCUACUUUCAACGACAGGUACGGCCGUAAAAAGACAAUGGGUCUCGGAGGGAUUAUUAUCAUCGUCGGAGGUAUUUUGUCCGCCACCACUCACACCGUCGCUCAACUCGUUGUCGCUCGUUUCUUGCUCGGUUUUGGUGUCGCCAUCAUGACGAACGCUGCACCGGCCUACGUUGCGGAAUUAUCGCCACCGCAGUGGCGUGGGCGAUGCGUUGGUCUUUACAACCUUGGAUGGUUCGGAGGAGCCAUUCCUGCGGCAGCUAUCACCUUUGGUUGCUCGUACCUCAACAGCAACCUUCAGUGGCGUAUUCCCCUUGCUCUCCAGUGUUUCGCCUGUGUCUUUGUUCUUGCCAACCUCUACUUCAUGCCCGAGUCUCCUCGUUGGCAGUUCAUGAACGGCAAGGAGGAGGAAGCCUUCCAGUUCCUCGUCGAGUACCACGGCGAUGGCGACAGCAGGUCGCCACUCGUUCACUUUGAGAUCGACGAGUGGCGUGAGAGCAUCGUUCAGGACGGUAUUGACAAGCGCUGGUGGGACUACGGACCUCUUAUUACCUCCCACGCCAACCGCUGGCGUAUGCUCCAGGUCUUCCUCAUCUCGCUCAUUCCCCAGUACACCACUGGCGGCACUGGUUACUUCAACACUUUCAUCUACGACAUGGUGGGACUGACCAGCACCACCAAGCAGCUCAUGAUCAACCUCAUCGGCCAGUUCAUCUCAUGUGCGGCUGCUGUCUCCGCCGGUCUCCUGUCCGACAGGAUGCCCCGUCGUGGUGCCCUCAUCUACGGUACCAUCGCCGUUGCCUGCUUCCAGCUCCUCAACACUGGUCUCACCAAGUACGCUGCCGACCGCAUCAACAGCGGUGGCGAGCACACUAGCGACGGAUUCGGUAUCUCGUACGGCUUCUCGAUCGGUACCAUCAUUGUCGGCCAGCUGUCGGGCAUUGCCUACUGCUUCGGUUACACCCCGCUCCAGGCCGUCGUCCCUACUGAGGCUCUUGAGACUACCACUCGUGCCAAGGGUCUUGCCUUCUCGUCGUUCGUCCUCGGUGCCAUUGGCUUUAUCGGCCAGUUUGCCGCUCCCAUCGGUCUCGCCAACAUGGGCUACAACUACAUGUGGGUGUUCGUCGGCCUCGACUUCUUCUGGAUCGUCGUCUUCUACUUCUGCGCCGUCGAGUCCCAGGGCCGUACCCUCGAGGAGCUUGCCUGGAUCUACGACCAGCCCAACCCCGUCACCGCCUCUAAGCGCAAGGACAAAAUUAUUGUCGAGACCGAUGGCCACGUCGUCGAGGUCGAUGAGAAGCAGGCCUAA